This is a messenger RNA of Phialemonium atrogriseum, 1318 nucleotides long. RefSeq lists its product as uncharacterized. The record is from RefSeq and is a predicted model, not a curated record. The transcript has a single exon. The coding region runs from base 493 to 1200 and encodes 235 amino acids. NCBI's taxonomy places the organism in Eukaryota, Fungi, Ascomycota, Sordariomycetes, Cephalothecales, Cephalothecaceae.
CCUAGCAUAACUUAGAAGCGGGGGAGAGGGGGGUUUGUGGCGCCCGUGGGUAGAUGAGAUGGGUACGCGAAAAUAUUACUUUUCUUUUUGCCCGGAGAGUUUGUGACCGGAGAGUUUUUGCCCUGUAGAAAGUGCCACUUAGGACGUGAUGACGAAAGCAGAGGAGGAGAAAGAAAGGGGUAAAAUAAGCCCCCCCCGUUUUGACAGGUGAAGCGGGUUGACCGGGGCGAGUCCCGAAACUAAAUCCUCACCUCGGACUGCAGCGCGGGGGCAUUUGUAGGGCGUUGUCGAAAUGAUGAACAAGAAAUAAAAAAGGAACCAAAGAGAGGAAACUUGGAAAUCCGCUCGCUACCGGGAGGUCUGAGUCGACGACACAUGUUUGUUCCAGGCUCCCAAGUGUGGCGACAGGAGAAGCAUGGUUCAUAUCGAGUGCACUAUCUAUGAGGGAUCGCCACAUAUCCUCGGGUGACCCAGCUUGGGGGAAAGCAAUCUAUGCAGCGCAAGCUGUCGAUGGGAUACCAGACAGACAGACAACGACGCUCCCUCCUAUUCCCCCCCCUUCUCCCCCAGUUUUCACUCCCAACCAUAUUUCGACCACAAAAACGUGGUUUCGGCCACAAAAAACCACAGCCCACAUUCUCCCAUGAAGUGUACCCCCGCCCGCCAACGCCAGGCUCGGGAGAUCGACGACGCCACCCAGGGGGUGGCGCGUGGCCGGCCCAUGGGCUCGGCGGAAUGGCCCACUCAGCUAGGUGUGCGAGGUGUGUGGUUUGGUGUGGCGGGAAAACUCCCCGGUUGGCGCCGAUCCUGCCACCUGCCACGUCGGAGAGGGGGGGGGGGGGGGGGGCAGAGGAGGAGGAGGUGCUGCGGACGGCAAUGCCGAGUCGGAGACAUGCCGACCUGGGAGGGGCAGAUCAUGUUACCGUUGCGACGCUAAAAAUCUUCUGCAGCAUCGGCCCCCUUCUUAGCGUCGUAGUGGCAACGGAGGCUAGGAGGUGGAGGGGACGCCAUGCGGGUGUCUCCGCGCGGGAAAGGGGGGGAGCGGGGAAAAGGUACCAAGGGAAAGGUGCUAAGACUCGGGGGGAAGGGGGGAUUUUUGGAUUUGGUGUAAAAUCGCGUACUAGCGCUGAGCUGAUGUUGGGACGAGGUAUCACGACACUGAAUAGUUUGAUGCUGCGUUCCCAUCAACACGAAAAUUGAAGGGGGAAGAAAAAGGGGGCGGGAUCAAGGCGCAGGAUGGUAGCGUCAAUUAAUACUUUGCCAGUCAGUCGGAGGAAUAUCCAUCAGCCCCCUGAAAAUAACCCUGAGCUACUCGACC